This is a messenger RNA of Dreissena polymorpha, 510 nucleotides long. RefSeq lists its product as uncharacterized. The transcript is spliced from 2 exons. The record is from RefSeq and is a predicted model, not a curated record. The coding region runs from base 1 to 510 and encodes 169 amino acids. Lineage: Eukaryota; Metazoa; Mollusca; Bivalvia; Myida; Dreissenidae.
AUGAAUGCUCAAUCACACCAGCCACCCAAACCACACCAGCCGGCACGCAAGACAGCCAAGCCACGCCAGCUGGCAUACAAGCAAGGCCAGCCCGCACCCAAGCCAAUCCAGCCGGCACGCAACCCACCCAAGAGACGCCAGCCAGCAGGCAAGCCACGCCAGGUCAGGCCCCCUCCAGCCAGGCUAGCCUUCAAGGGCCUUCAUUGCAUGGAAAGAAAACAUUUCGGUAAUUUAGGGGCAGAGCAACAGCAAAUGCAGCUUCUUGCAGAAUACAAAGCCAAAGUGAACAUAGACAGGGAAAUAAUUGAAGACCCUAUGACUGUUAGCAAGGGUUUGUUGUCGGAAAAAGUUGGAAUGACUAAGUGGCCAUCACUGUAUAUAGAUGACAUUUCAGAGUAUUUACAUACAAACCAACCAAAGGAUUUGAUUAAAUGGGUAGUGAACAAGCACAAAGAAGGCAAGGCGUAUCGCUCCUUCACAUGCGAAUGGAUUAAGGAAGUGUACACAUAA